AUGGGCGGCGCGCAAAGUACAGUGGGGGUUGGGGCAGGGAUGGCAGUUGGUACAGGCACCAGUCUCGUGAGCGACUAUCUCCUGAAACCAGUCGUGGAACCAGUCGUGAAGGGGGCACUGAAGUUCCUAGGACUGGAGCGGCGCUGGGGUCCACCGAAUAUCAAGAGAGACUCUAUUUCGGAAGCAAAACACAUCUGGUCGUACGAAAUGGAUCACGAUUUUUAUAUCUUGCUCAUUGUUGGGUGUGCCAUUUUCUUCGGCGUUGGAUGUGCACUUGCUUGCAGAGGCAGGAAGAGGAGAGUUGAGAGGGACAGCUUGUUGCCGCUGUUUGAGGAGAUGGCAGAGAAGGAUAUUGGACGAGAAGAAUGCAGCAUGGAAGACCACAGCUCCGAGCUGUCCGCAACGAACUUCUUUGCCCUUAGUCAAACUCCAGUCCCAGCAUAA
Molecule: messenger RNA, 444 nt
Organism: Mollisia scopiformis
Lineage: Eukaryota; Fungi; Ascomycota; Leotiomycetes; Helotiales; Mollisiaceae
Exons: 1
Coding region: 1-444 (147 amino acids)
Source: RefSeq, a predicted model, not a curated record